UUCUUGCCCUCAUGCGUUUCCCGCCACUGUGAUUGUCUGCCCCACCCCUGGUCCAGCGACGACCCGAGGAGUCUCUCUGCUCUCAGUCGUCUCUCGGCUGAACAUGGACCUGACCAGGGUUCUGCUCUUCGCCGCGGUCACCGCCUGCACGGUGACAGUUUCUCAUCAAGGGGCAAACCAGCGCAGGCUGUACAGCGACCUGAUGACUGGCUACAAUCCACUGGAGAGACCAGUUGCCAAUGACUCUCACUCACUCACUGUUCACUUUGGCUUCAGCCUCAUGCAGAUCAUGGAUGUGGAUGAGAAGAACCAGGUUUUAACAACCAACAUUUGGCUACAAAUGUACUGGACUGAUUAUCACCUCCAGUGGAACCCAUCGGAUUAUCCAGGUGUGACCAAUGUGAGAUUUCCCGACCAUCUCAUUUGGAAGCCAGACAUUCUGCUCUAUAACAGUGCAGAUGAAAGAUUUGAUGCUACGUUCCACACCAACAUUUUGGUCAACUCUUCGGGCACCUGUUCCUACUUGCCUCCAGGGAUCUUCAAAAGCACUUGCUACAUCGAUGUGCGCUGGUUCCCUUUCGAUGUCCAGAGAUGUGAGCUGAAGUUUGGCUCCUGGACAUAUGGGGGCUGGUCUCUGGACUUAAAGAUGUUGGAGGCAGAUAUCACCGGCUACAUCGCUAACGGAGAGUGGGAUCUUGUUGAGGUCCCAGGACGGAAGAACGAGCGUUUCUAUGACUGCUGUGAGGAGCCGUACCCUGAUGUCACCUUCACCGUGGUGAUGCGGAGACGGACCCUCUACUAUGGCCUCAAUCUGCUCAUCCCGUGUGUCCUGAUCUCAACUCUGGCCCUGCUCGUCUUCCUUCUGCCCGCUGACUCUGGGGAGAAGAUCUCACUGGGCAUUACAGUCCUACUCUCCCUGACUGUCUUCAUGCUGCUAGUUGCAGAGAUCAUGCCUGCCACAUCCGACUCGGUGCCUUUGAUAGCCGAGUACUUUGCCACUACCAUGGUCAUUGUCGGUCUCUCAGUAAUUGCCACAGUUCUGGUCUUACAAUAUCACCACCAUGACCCUGACGGAGGCAAGAUGCCGAAGUGGACCCGUGUGAUCCUGCUGAACUGGUGCGCCUGGUUCCUGCGCAUGAAGCGCCCAGGUGAGGAGCGAGUGCGUUCAGCCUGUCACAAUAAAGCUCCGCGGAGCAGCCUGACCAGCGUGGACCUCAAUGCCGGCGCCUCGGCCUCCCAAUCCGCCAACGGCAACGCGCUCUAUGUUGGCGUCCGCGGCCUGGAGAGCAUCCACUACUCCACGGCUGCCACCUCGCCUGACUCCGGGGUCCUGUGUGGACGGCUGGCUGGACGAGCAGGCGAGGAUGAGAUUCUCCUCCCCACAGUUCAGAACUCCUCGGCGGGGAAUGUGGAACCAGAGCUAGCCAAGAUCUUGGACGAGGUGCGCUAUAUUGCCAAACGCUUCCGUGACCAAGACGAGGAUGAAUCCGUGUGCAACGAGUGGAAAUUUGCUGCGUCUGUUAUCGACAGGCUUUGUCUCAUGGCUUUCUCACUCUUCACUAUCCUCUGCACCAUUGGGAUCCUCAUGUCAGCGCCCAACUUUGUAGAUGCCAUUUCCAAAGACUUUUUCACUUGAGGACUUUAUCAGGAAAUACAGACGGGUGACAAAAUAAAGGAAAAAACCAACAUUAAGUGUCUUAAGGUCUCGGGCCAACACAAGCCGCCAGAACAGCUCCAGUGCUCCUUGGCAUUGAUUCAAGUCUCUGUACCUCUACUGGAGGGAUGGACACCAUUACUUCCAAAAGAUAUUCCCUCGUUUGGUGGUGGAGAGUUCUGUCUAACACGUCGGUCCAAAAUCUCCCACAGGUGUUCAGUUGGGCUGAGCUCUGGUGACUGCGAAAGGCCAAAGAAUAUGAUUCACAUCAUUAAAUUUAAUACUCUUCAAACCAGUCAGUGACCCCUCGCGCCCUACGGACGGGGGCUCCGCCAUCCCGUUUCCCCACUCAUUUUUUCAGGUUUUUCCUUUAAUUUGUCACCCGUCUGU
Messenger RNA from Xiphias gladius (swordfish), 2044 nucleotides. RefSeq names its product neuronal acetylcholine receptor subunit alpha-7-like. The record is from RefSeq and is a predicted model, not a curated record. The coding region runs from base 104 to 1636 and encodes 510 amino acids. Gene Ontology annotation, cellular component: neuron projection; synapse; postsynaptic membrane. Gene Ontology annotation, molecular function: acetylcholine-gated monoatomic cation-selective channel activity; transmembrane signaling receptor activity. The transcript is spliced from 11 exons. Lineage: Eukaryota; Metazoa; Chordata; Actinopteri; Istiophoriformes; Xiphiidae. Gene Ontology annotation, biological process: signal transduction; monoatomic ion transmembrane transport; chemical synaptic transmission.